Cavia porcellus (domestic guinea pig) is the source of this 2565-nucleotide messenger RNA. RefSeq names its product retinol dehydrogenase 13 (gene Rdh13). The record is from RefSeq and is a predicted model, not a curated record. Gene Ontology annotation, molecular function: all-trans-retinol dehydrogenase (NADP+) activity. Gene Ontology annotation, biological process: retinal metabolic process. NCBI's taxonomy places the organism in Eukaryota, Metazoa, Chordata, Mammalia, Rodentia, Caviidae. The transcript is spliced from 7 exons. Bases 122 to 1192 code for a protein of 356 amino acids. Gene Ontology annotation, cellular component: mitochondrial inner membrane.
AGGCCACGCCUCCGACCUAUCGCCAGCUUCCGGAGUCCGGGUCGUCUCUCUUGCGCGUGGUCCUUGGUGCAGCCCUCCUGGGUCUGCAGGCCUCUCCGUCGGGAUCCCGCUCCCCGCCGGCAUGAACCGCUACCUGCUGCCAGUGUCCAUGCUGGGCACCGCGGUGGGCGGCGCUGUGCUGCUGAAGGACUAUGUCACCGGUGGCAUUUGUCCUAGCAAGGCCACCAUCCCCGGGAAGACGGUCAUUGUGACGGGCGCCAACACGGGCAUCGGGAAGCAGACCGCCUUGGAACUGGCCAGACGAGGAGGCCGAGUCAUCCUGGCCUGUCGGGACAUGGAGAAGUGUGAGGUGGCGGCCCAGGACAUCCGCGGCGAGACCCUCAACCCCCGAGUGUCUGCACGGCACCUGGACCUGGCUUCCCUGCGGUCUGUGCGUGAGUUCGCAGCGAAGAUCAUCAAAGAGGAGGAGCGUGUGGACAUUCUCAUCAACAAUGCAGCCGUGAUGCGCUGCCCACACUGGGCCACCGAGGACGGCUUCGAGAUGCAGCUGGGCGUCAACCACCUGGGUCAUUUUCUUUUGACAAACUUGCUGCUGGACAAACUGAAAGCCUCAGCCCCGUCUCGGGUCAUCAACCUCUCAUCCCUGGCACAUGUUGCUGGGCACAUAGACUUCGAUGACUUGAACUGGCAGAAGAGGAAGUAUAACACCAAGGCUGCUUACUGUCAGAGCAAGCUGGCUGUUGUCCUCUUCACCAAGGAGCUGAGCCGGCGACUGCAAGGCACUGGUGUGACCGUCAAUGCUGUGCAUCCUGGCGUGGCCAGAACAGAGCUGGGCAGACACACUGGCAUGCACAACUCCACUUUCUCCAGCUUCACACUUGGGCCUGUCUUCUGGCUGCUGGUGAAGAGCCCCCAGUUGGCGGCCCAGCCCAGCACCUACCUGGCGGUGGCGGAGGAACUGGAGGGUGUUUCUGGGAAGUACUUUGAUGGACUCAAAGAAAAGGCUCCAGCCCCCGAGGCUGAGGAUGAGGAGGUAGCCCAGAGGCUUUGGGCUGAGAGUGCCCACCUCGUGGGUUUGGACGUGGCCCCUGAACCUCCCCACACAGGGACAGUCCUGCCCCAGAUAACCUCAGGAACAGGUUUGAAAGCCCCCUCAUUCUCCAGUGUAGAGCGGCAAGAUCAAGGAUGCUGACAGCCACAACUUAAUCAGCCUCUGGGGGCAGAAUGGGCCCUGUGAGCCUCAGCGCCAGGGGCUUGGUUGCUGUGCCCUCACUGUCCUCUGGGGGCAGUGUUGGCACCACAUGAAUUUAAAAGACAAGGGAUGGAGGCUGCUAUGCCUGCACUGUCCUCUAGGGGCAGUGUUGGCCCCCUCACCAGUAGCCAAGCACAGCAGACUGGACCACUGGUGGGCACCUGACUUGGGGCUGUGGGCUGUGUACACGUCUGUGAAUGUGUCUUCUGUGUCUCUCUGAGCCUGGGUCCCUGCUCCUGCCAUGUGCACUGUGGUGAUUGCCCUUGGGCGGUGUGGUCGGUGAGCUCUGCUGGCUGAGGUGGGCACUGGUACCUAUUUGCAGUUUACUGGGGGCUUCUGGGCCAGAGUCAGACUGUGGUGCUGGGAUUCCCCAGGGAGGCUGGCACAGACCCUGGCCUACUCACUGUGCCUGCCUGUGUCACCACCUUCCCUCAGGCUCUAGGAUGUGCUCUUCGAUAAUAAAACCCCCCAAAACUACCAGAAUCACGGGUUCUGUUUCCCUCCAUGUGUGGGAAGUGAGUGGAGUGCACCCUCAUGCAUCUACUCAUGUAGGACUCACAGACACCGACUCACCAUUAGCAGAGCAGCAGACCACGCAGCCCCUCCUGGAGGUGGAAGCCGCCUAGCUCCCAGACUGGGCAUCUUCAGGACAGAUGUGUUAGAGCUGGGCACGGUGAGGGUGAGGUCAGGUGGGCUUUUGCUGAGCCAUAGAGGUAAGGGUGCUCCAAGGUGCUCAGUAACCAAGUGUAAAAAAGUGCUGGGAUCUGUAUGCUGGGUUGCACACCUGUAAUCCCAGCACUUGGGAGGCUGAAGCAGGAGAAUCACUGUGAGUUCGAGACCAGCCUGGGCUACAAAGUGAGUUCAAGGCCAGCCUGAACUACAUAGUGAAACCCUGUUUCAAAUGGACAAGAAAAAAAAAAGUGUUGGGAUCUAGGGGGAGGUGGGGACAUGGUGUAGUGUUGUGUGACACAUAGGACAGCCUACGGCACUAGGUGUUGGCAGCCCCAGAGAGCAGGCCUGGAUGGCCACCCAAAGCUUUAUAAAUGCAGUUCACUUUCAUUUUGCUUUUCCGUUUUUUCCAUCAGUACCUGUUGCAGGACACAGUGAUCACAUUCCUCAUGGGGAAUGGGGACAUGGACACCACACAUCUUAACUUGGCUUUUCAUCUCCUUGACCUCUUUCCCUGCCUCUGCCUCCAACUCUUCAUCCCCUUCCUAUUUGCAAAAGGUCUCUCUAUUUCCUGUUAUCUAUUUUUUAUUUAGCUUUUGUUUUACUCUGGGUUUCUCAUAUAAAUGAAAUGGUAUGACAUUCAA